GUUCAGGGUUUUGGCGAUCUCAAAAGAGAGAAAAUAACGAAAAUAAAAUAAUAUUUAAACUCAGUAAUUCUUCUGUUUUUUCUGAGAAUUUGCAGAAAUCAAGGCGAACGCGUGCAUGAAGAAAAUUCCGUGUUUGGAUCGCGAUCGGGGGAUGGAUUCGGUGAAUUUCGCGGGGUUUUGUUCAUCGGAGUUCGCCGGAGGGUGAUUUUGCCGCGGCGAGAUUGAAGUUCGAAGGAUUUGAAUUCUAGAGUGUUCGAUCAGAGGAAAGUUUAAAGACAUGAGCUGAUUCAGGAAAUUUUUAAAGAUUCUUUUCGACAAAACACAUCUGCCUUCUAAUUAAGAACUUUGCCAAUGAAGGACUUCCUAACUAUUGUUGAGAAUCUUGUUGGCAUGUGUUAUUGAGAUAUGGUGUUGAAGAAGAGGUUGCUUUACGGAAAUACUGGGUACCGUGUUCCUCCAAUACCCAAUGUUCCAAAGUCAGCUAAGUUGGUUUGUAGGGUAAACGUUCUGUUAGGAAGAAAACAGCGAAAAAUGGGAUGUGUGCAUUUGACUUGCUUGCAGAGGUAGCAGAAGAGAUUUUGCUAGAAGGAGAAACCUCACCAAAUAAAAUUAUUGGAACACCGAAUGCUAACAGUGGAAAAGAUACUAUAAAAGAAGAACAGCUCAAUGAUGAGAAGCCAGUCAAAGAUAGAGCUUGUGACCUGGGAAGCUGUAACGAGAAUCUACUGGGUCCUGACCAUGUCGCCCAAGGGCAGGUUUCACCCAAGAAAUGCUCGCAGGUUGUGUUGGAGCCUUCAGGAGCUGCUCAUGCUCUUUUGAAAUCUGAUACAUUCAAUAAGGAGGGUUGCUCAGACAAACAAUCUACUUAUACUGAUAAAUUGUUUGGCAGUAACGUUAAAGACGAAACUAUAGUUGAUCGAAAUGCUUCAAACACAUGCAGUUUGGUGGAUAAUACAGAUGUGGAUACUAGACUGCAUGCUUUGACCAGCUCAGACAGCAGAGUCAAGGUGCCUCAUUGCGGCGAUCACAUUCUUCGUGAUAGUUUCUCUCCCCAAUAUCGGGAUGAGAAGCUUCUUGUAGAUAGAGAUGAUGACGAAAACCUAUCUGGGCGCACAAAUUCCAGUAUAGUAAACAAUAAGACCUUGAAGAAUCAAGGAAUAGAAUAUAGUAGGAUAAGAAAGCAGUUAGCAACGAAGUUCUGGAAAAUAGCUACAACCAUAAGAAAGGAUAGGGACCUUUCUAAUGCUGAUGUUGAAAUGAAGUCAUCUUUCCGCAAGAGGAAGAUUUGUUACACACGACAAAGAACUCAAAGGAGUUCAUUUAAGAGGAGAAAGGUUUUCCAGCGCUGCUCAAUUUCAACUUAUCGUGCAGGAAUUAUUAGUGAAGAGAGCAAGAUAUCAUCUUCCAUUAAUGGUCAUUUAACAUCAUAUGGAUCAGAAGACUUCCAUGUAAAACUCAGAAUCAAGUCGUUUACAGUGCCAGAGCUCUUCAUUGAGAUACCUGAAACCUCAACUGUUGGAUCAUUGAAGAGGACUGUCAUGGAGGCUGUAACUGCCAUAUUUGGUGGUGGACUGCAUGUAGGUGUCCUCCGCCAAGGUAAGAAGGUUAGAGAUGACAAUAAAACAUUAGUCCAAGCUGGAAUUUCUCAUGGAGAUAAAUCAAGUGAUCUGAACUUUAUUUUGGAGCCAAGUUCUAGCCAAGCCCUACCGCUGCUCAGUUGUCCUGAAGAACCCCAUCUUCUUCUUCCUAAUGGCACUUCUGAGUCACUAUCUAGGUUUCAGGAUCUGGGUGGUCCUACAUCAGGUGGUGGAAAGUCCGAUGUUGGCCCAGAAUCUCAACUAACCCCCACUGGGAACAGUCUGGAGAGCAAUCAUAAUUCAUCCCCUUGCCCUGCAGAUAACUUAUCGCUAGAUAAAACAGCUGAAGAUGCCCGUCCUCUUACUGCCAUUCCAUCCAUGAAUUUUGAGGCACUGCCUAUGGUUCCAGUCCAUAAGACCAGAGAAUCUGAACUUGUGCACCGUCGCAUCAGGAGACCCUUCUCUGUCUCUGAAGUGGAAGCUCUUGUCCAGGCAGUUGAAAAGCUCGGUACUGGAAGGUGGAGAGAUGUCAAAAUCCGAGCUUUUGACAAUGCAAAACAUCGAACUUAUGUAGAUUUGAAGGACAAAUGGAAGACACUCGUGCAUACAGCACAAAUAUCACCUCAGCAGAGGAGGGGUCAGCCAGUUCCUCAGGAGCUCUUGGACCGGGUCCUCUCAGCCCAUUCCAAUUGGUCGCAGCAGCAGGCAAAGCUCCAGAGCAAGCCGCCUGCUUGCUGAUCUAAUUUCACUCUUUUCUUCCAGGAGUUGGAAACCUGUGUAAAAAUCAGCCACACUAAGGGAUGAUAAUAAAUGGAAACCCCAAUGUCUAUAUUUGUAAUAUUCUCGCACUUGACCGGUCAUAUUUAAAAGCCAGGGAGGGCUCCUCAUGGGUUACCGAAAAUAAAGGAUGCUUCUCUGGCGCUUGUACAUGGUGUUAUUAUCCGGCGAACCGGAAAUGGAAACAAAUAUUCGCUUUCUAGCAGGCUCAUUGAAUAAACCUUGUAUGAUUUGAUCCCAUGCAUUCUUUUAGUGAGGCGUGUUGUGCUAUAUAGUUAGCUGGAUAGCUCGACAGGAUCAAUAAACUUCCAAGCAUUGCUUCUGGUUUCAUGAUUUUCAAUUAACAGGUUUUUUCUCUUA
Molecule: messenger RNA, 2714 nt
Organism: Asparagus officinalis (garden asparagus)
Lineage: Eukaryota; Viridiplantae; Streptophyta; Magnoliopsida; Asparagales; Asparagaceae
Product: telomere repeat-binding protein 2-like
Exons: 11
Coding region: 537-2315 (592 amino acids)
Source: RefSeq, a predicted model, not a curated record